This is a messenger RNA of Scatophagus argus, 4431 nucleotides long. RefSeq names its product netrin receptor UNC5D-like. The transcript has 18 exons. Gene Ontology annotation, molecular function: netrin receptor activity; protein binding. Gene Ontology annotation, biological process: netrin-activated signaling pathway. The record is from RefSeq and is a predicted model, not a curated record. The coding region runs from base 303 to 3116 and encodes 937 amino acids. NCBI's taxonomy places the organism in Eukaryota, Metazoa, Chordata, Actinopteri, Scatophagidae. Gene Ontology annotation, cellular component: membrane.
CUGAAAACCCCAAAGCUGUUGGCUCGCGCGCGCUCCGUCUUAAUUCCGCUCUCGCGCAGCAGAGUGCCGACUGCUGAGAGCUCCGCACCACUUUCCCAUCUCUCCCCUCCGCACUGCGAUUCAGUGAGGUGACGGCUCUCUCUCCUGGCGGACACUAACUAAGCCCAACACCUGAAACAGAGCGUUCGUCGCGGGGCCCACGGAAAGGUGUGUUUGCAGGUGCCUCGAGCAGACGCCAAAUGCUCGAGACCCGCGGCCGCUGCCCCCAGACCCGACGGGGAGGGAGACAAAGCUGAGCAGUGAUGGGACAGUUUUCGGGAGGAUGCUACUUGAGUUUUGGCGUCCUCGUGGUUCUCGUUUCGCAAGUCCCGGCCACGUUAGCGAGAGGUCCCCGAGGUGAAGCCCUGCAGCAUGGCCAGUCUGGGACACUGCCCCACUUCCUGGAAGAGCCUGUUGAUGCUUACAUCGUCAAGAGCAAUCCCAUCAAGCUCCGGUGUCAAGCUCGGCCUGCUCUUCAGAUCUUCUUCAAGUGCAACGGCGAAUGGGUCCACCAGAGCCAGCACAUGUCUCAGGAGCACACCGACCUGGGGACAGGGCUGAAGAUCCGCGAGGUCAUGAUCAACGUGUCACGUCAGCAGGUAGAGGACUUUCAUGGCCCAGAGGAUUACUGGUGUCUGUGUGUCGCCUGGAGCCACCUGGGAACCUCCAAGAGCCGCAAGGCAACUGUCCGCAUCGCCUACCUGAGGAAGAACUUUGAGCAGGACCCCCAAGGCACCGAGGUGCCUCUGAAUGGCAUGAUUGUGCUGCACUGUCGGCCCCCAGAGGGAGUGCCUGUGGCUGAGGUGGAAUGGCUAAAAAAUGAAGAGCCUCUCAGCUCUGAAGGUGCCAUCGAUACGAGAGGCGACCAUAAUCUCAUCAUCUCCGAAGCCCGUCUGUCUGAUUCCGGAAACUAUACCUGCAUUGCCAGCAACAUUGUGGCCAAGAGACGCAGUGCCACGGCCACCGUUGUAGUCUACGUGAAUGGAGGCUGGUCAUCGUGGACCGACUGGUCUCCCUGUAAUGUGCGCUGCGGUCGCGGUGUGCAGAAACGUUCUCGCACCUGCACAAAUCCAGCUCCUCUCAAUGGGGGAGCUUUCUGUGAGGGCAUGUCAGUGCAGAAGAGCACCUGCAGCACACUGUGUCCCGUGGACGGCAGCUGGGGCGAGUGGAGCGAGUGGUCGGUGUGUAGUUCGGACUGCGAGAGGCAGCGCAGCAGAGAGUGUACGGCUCCGGAGCCCAAACAUGGAGGACGGCUGUGUGACGGGGUGGCGCUGGCCACGGACAACUGCACCGGCGGCCUGUGCACACAAAAUCGAAAGUUGCUGCAUGAUGUUAAGCCACAGGGUGUGGAGACCAGCAGUGAUGUGGCCUUGUACUCGGGCCUUGCUGCGGGGGUGGUGACAGUGGUGCUUCUCAUUGUGGCUGUCACUCUUUACCGAAGGAGCCAGAGUGAGUACGGUGUUGAUGUCAUCGACUCCUCUGCCCUCACAGGGGGCUUCCAGUCCUUCAGCUUCAAAACCUCUCGUCAAGCAAACCCCCUGCUUAUUAAUUCAUCCAUGCAACCUGAUAUGACAGUGUCGCGUACCUACACCAGCCCCAUGUGUUUCCAGGACUCCAUUGACAAGGAGCUGAUGGCAGAACGCUCGCUGCUUGACCCAUUGCCUGAUCUCAAGGUCAAAGGGGUGGCAGAGAGGGCAGAGUACCAUGUCAUGUCCCACCCUCAGACAUUUCCAAGGGGCCUGGCUCCAGACUACAGAGCAGUGGGGACGACACUUGGCAGAAGAGGCAAAAACCUCUUCACUCCACAAGCCUCUUUGACUCCCAGCAGACCUCUCCACAAAGCAACUGCGGUGUUUGGUCAUGCUGGAGGGAGGCUGGUGGUGCCGAACACAGGCAUCAGUCUGUUGGUGCCUCAUGGGGGGAUCGCAGAAGACACUACCUGGGAGAUGUACAUGAUCAUCAGCCAGGAGGACAGCAGUACUGUGUCUGAGGAGGGGCCAGAGAUCUUUUUGAGCCCUGCAGUCAUGUAUGGCCCACCAGGCCUUGACCUGUCCUGUCCCGUGGCCAUGACCAUAGCGCACUGCGCCGAGGUCGCUGCCGACGAUUGGACCAUUCGGCUAAAGAGACAAACCCAAGACAACAAGUGGGAGGAAGUGAUGUCAGUGGACGAGGAGAGCACUGUCUGCUAUUGUCUGCUGGAGGCCCACAGGUGCCAUGUGCUGUUGGAGCAUCCAGGUCGCUACGCCCUGGUAGGGGAGCCCCUGAACCAGGAGGCAGCCAAGCGACUGAGGCUGGCUGUAUUUGGUAGUCCGGACACCAGCAACUCUCUGGGCUUCACCCUCAGGGUCUACUGUGUGGACGACACACCCCAUGCAUUUCAGGAGGUUGCAGUGGGCGAGCGCAGCAGGGGCGGGCGGCUGCUGGAGGAGCCUAAAAUGAUGCUGUUCCGGGGGAACACUUUCAGCCUCCAGGUGUCCAUCCAGGACGUCCCACAAUUACUCUGGAGCAUCAAGCCUUUCACCACCUGCCAGGAGUUCUCCUUUUCUCAGGUGUGGGCCAGUAACCAGCGUCCCCUGCAGUGUGCCUUCUCUUUGGAGCGAUACAGCCACUCCUCAUCUCAGCUCUCCUGCAAGAUCAGCGUCCGACAGGUCAAAGGCGAGGAACAGAUACUGCAGGUCUAUACGUCUGUGGUGGAGAAUGAAAAGGGAGUAGUCCCCUUCUUCACUCAGUCAGACUGUACCAUCACCUCUCAGACAGGGUCAAGGGCCUUUAAAAUACCCCUGUCCAUUCGUCAACGAAUCAGCGCCACCUUUGACACUGCUAAUGCCAAGGGGAAGGACUGGCAGCUCUUGGCUCAAAAGCUCCACAUUGACAGGAAUCUGUGUUACUUUGCAUGUCAGGAGAGCCCAUCGUCUGUGAUUCUGAGUCUGUGGGAAGUCCAGCACCAGGACUCGGGGGACCUGGACUCUCUGGCCAGUGCCCUGGAGGAAAUCAGCAAAGUCCAAUGUCCCAGGACCACCACCACCCUUGGCUGCAGCAGAGAAGAGCGGGACUCAGAGUUCACUAAACUUGGGUAGGUCAGGUCAGGUGCAGCAGAUCAACUAACGAUGAACCCUUACUGCAUGAACACUGAGGAUCUGGUGUACUAGCUGACAUACGGUAAAGAGGAGGACAUGUGAAAACGACAGCAGGGAAACUUUGUUUUGGACUGUUACCGAAGGCACACCUCUGCUACACCAAAUAGCACACACAGACAGAUGGGAACAAAGGAACAACCACGAGAGAGGAUGAAAUGAGUGGGGAAACAAACAUGGAAGAACUUAAGUGUCUGUGUUAUUGAGAGGCAACAAAAAACAUUUUCGAAAGGGAUAUAAAUAUCCCACACACACACACACACACAUCUUUGAUUGAGAAAUGUCAUAUUCUGACACCUGUGCAUUCGAUGACCUGUUUUCAAGGAUUAUGAAUAGAUGUGUGAAGAGGACUCUCUGCAUAGGAUGGAGUGUGUUUUAGACGGACUGCCAAUCAGGCUGGUGUUGUGACCUUCCCAGGACCGGAUGUGCUGGCACUUGCCCUCAAACAGUCCUCCAGGCUGUCAAAAUGUUUGGUGUAAUGUCAUUAUGUUGUCAUUCAUUUUUGAAAUUUCCUAAGGCUUCUUUUUCUUUACUGCACUGUGUCUCUCUAAUGUUCCAGAGGAGAAAACAGAAAGUAAGAAAUAUAGGACAUUAAUUUUGUCAGAACUUCUUGUCCAUACUUUGUGCUGACUGACAUUUAAAAAGAGCCGAUGGUGUCCAUGUGCUUAAAAAAAUGAAAGAAUGUAUGAGAGAUGAGUUUAGAAAAGCUUUUACAGUGUUAAAUUGGCAUGGAUCAUAUGGAGUUUUAGAAACAUCCACAUGUAGGACAUUUUCAACCCCACAAGCCGAACACAUUGUCAAAGCAAAUGCUCCGGGACAGAAGAUGCACCGAUGUGAAAUGCAAUGCACCACGUUCCCUAAAGUCUACUGGUCAGCCUCUGGCUCUUUUGGAGGAAAGUGACUUCAUACCAGACAGGCAGCUGAAACAUUACAUAGGCUGCAAAUUCUGGGUAAAUGGUGCGUACUUUCAAGACCCUCUGGGAGUUUUUUUUUUUUUUUUUGAUUUUUGAUUUUUGCAUUUAAAUUUUGACCUUUGAUGUGUGGCUUGACUGGAGCUGCCUUUUUUGGAUCAUCUGGCUCAUCAAAUACCGGGACAGCUGUUUUAUUUGGAGACAUUCAGCCAACUCUCACUCCCACUCCCUUGUCUUUUCUUCCCAGGCAGAUGCAGCAUCCACUUGAACAAAGAAAUCCUGAUCAGAAAGAUCCAUCAUUCGGUUGCUCCACUUGCCCCUAAACUUAAUAAAGUGACUUUGUGUUG